CGCGGCUCGGGCGGGGGCGAGAAGAUGGCGGACGGGGACAGCGGCAGCGAGCGCGGCGGCGGGUUCGGCGGCCCGCGCGGGCCGGGACCCGAGCAGGAGACGCAGGAACUGGCGUCCAAGCGCCUGGACAUCCAGAACAAGCGCUUCUACCUGGACGUGAAGCAGAACGCCAAGGGCCGCUUCCUCAAGAUCGCCGAGGUGGGCGCGGGCGGCUCCAAGAGCCGCCUCACGCUCUCCAUGGCCGUGGCCGCCGAGUUCCGCGACUACCUGGGCGACUUCAUCGAGCACUACGCGCAGCUGGGCCCCAGCAGCCCCGAGCAGCUGGCGGCGGCCGGGCCGGGCGAGGAGGCCGGGCCGCGCCGCGCGCUGAAGAGCGAGUUCCUGGUGCGCGAGAACCGCAAGUAUUACCUGGACCUGAAGGAGAACCAGCGCGGCCGCUUCCUGCGCAUCCGCCAGACCAUCAACCGCGGCCCGGGCCCGGGCUUCCCCGGCCCGCCCGGGCUGCAGAGCGGCCAGACCAUCGCGCUGCCGGCCCAGGGCCUCAUCGAGUUCCGCGACGCGCUGGCCAAGCUCAUCGACGACUACGGCGGCGACGAGGAGGAGCUGGGCGGGCCGGGCGGCGGCGCGGGGCUGGGCGGGGAGCUGCCCGAGGGCACCUCCAUCACCGUGGACUCCAAGCGCUUCUUCUUCGACGUGGGCUGCAACAAGUACGGCGUGUUCCUGCGCGUGAGCGAGGUGAAGCCGUCCUACCGCAACGCCAUCACCGUGCCCUGCAAGGCCUGGGCCCAGUUCGGCGGCGCCUUCUGCCGCUACGCCGACGAGAUGCGCGACAUCCAGGAGCGCCAGCGGGACAAGCUCUACGAGCGCCGCGCCGGGCCGGCCGGGCCGGGCAGCGGCAGCGGGGCCGGCGACGACUCCGACGGGGACGACGUGGACGACGACUGAGCGGCGCCCCCGGCCGGGGAGCAGCCGCCGCCGCCACCCCCAGCCCUGGCCCCGGCGGAGAGAGAAUCUAGCUUCACCGCAGACACCGACCGUCCCCAGCCCCGGCCCCUGCUGCCCGGAUCCCUCCCCGGCCCCUUUCGAGAUCCCCCCCCCCCCCCGCCCCCGCCAUGGAAACCAGCAUCCCGGCGGCCGCGCCGCCGCCGAGCGCUUGAAGAGAAGGGAGAGGCCGCCGCAGCUAUCCAGAUCCGAGGGUACAGGUUGCGAUGGGGAAGGAGAUCGGGCCUAGCCGGGGCGGGAGGGGAAUCCCGGCAGCUUCGGGCCUAGAGUUGGGACGAGCCUGUUUCCGGACCAACGUCCAUUCUGUCCUUUCCUUUGCAGACUUGUUUUCUGGGAUGCAAACUGCUCCGCUCCGGGCGCUGCCGGAACCGGUCAGCGAGCGAGUUCCCGCUGGCAGCGUGCUGAAGAUUAAGAGACACUUUCUUGUUUUGAUUUUUUUGUUUUUAAACAUGGGGGUUGCGAAGAGGUAGGUUCAAGGAAAAACAGGCAUAAAGCACAAGGAAAGCUGAGUGGAUUGGUUGCUGCUCACUGAAGUUCUUCCCCUUCUCUCCAAGUAAGGUGGUCUUGGAAAAGAAACAGCGUUAGCAAUAGGGAGAAGUAAGAGCCAACUCUCUUGGCUUCAGUGGGUUGACCCAGCCAAUAAGUGGAAUCCAGCCUGGGAGCUGGGUUUUUAAAUCUUUAAACCAUAACUUGGUUGAGAACAGCAACAUGUGGCUACAAGUCUAGUCUGUGGAAGAAUGACUGGCACAAAGUGAGACAUGAGCGUCAUUCAUCUUCAAUGGAAAUCAGUGGACAUGUUCGACUAUGAAUCUAAACACCAAGAACCUCAGGUCCAAAAGUCCAUCACUUGUUCUUUUACAAGAGUUUUUAACAAGAGAAGAGAACUCAAUCUGUUUCCUCAGUACCUCACAUUGUGUUAACAGCAGAGUUGUCAAAAAUGCACGGAUGGAUUGUUCAGAGCAGCACACAACCUGUGGGAGCUUCAGAUCCAUCACUGAAAAGGAGCAGAAACAAAAUGAAUAAGCUCUGUGACUAUAAAUAUACCCUAGCAGCAUUUUUUACCACCUUGAAAUUUCACCAUAGACUGGCUACUGCCAAUUCGUCCAGCUGUUGCUCCAGAAUGCAGUUGGGGCUCUUUCCAGGGAGCACCACUUUAAAUGGGUUUUCACUCUAAAAUGAUUUUUUUAGCUAAUUGAGUCAACCCUACCCCUCCAGAAAGGUAUUUCUAGACACCUAGUCAUAUUCUAGUAACUUUGAACUGAAUGGAGAGAGUGCUAUUCAUUCCAAAGUUCCAGAUAUUACUUGGGUGACAUCAUAGAAUCUUUCAUAUUUUUUUUUAAACUGUGCAUGCCUGUCCUUUAUUUGAGCUGCCUUUUUAAUUUAUUGCAUACCCUUAUUACCUUAUUUUGUUAUUACUCUACCUAUACUAUCUUUAUUUUGUAUUUAUUGGAAAAUAAGGAACAUACAAAAGGCUUUUUUUUUUUUUCAUGCAGUUGUGGCUGGGGGGGGAGAUUGGGUAGGAUUUAAAAAAAAAAGCUUUUGAGAUAAUGAUAAAAAUCAGUUAUCAGAACAUUAACCACGAGUUUGUUUCAGCCACAGACCUGUAUUGUUGCCCUUUUAAAAACUAAUUCUUUCCUCCUGAUGUCCAUGGUAGGUCUUUUUAACACCAAUUUUUAAAGAUUUUUUUUUUUUAAUUCUUCUCCGUUGCAAAGAACCGGGUUUCCUAAACUGUACGGGAGCAAUAGUUCUUCUUGAUGUUUUAAUUACAUCCGUAUACUUGUACUGUAUUUUGUACUCUAAGGCAGCUGUUUUCAAUAAUGUCCUGCUGUAUUUACCUAUGUAUUUCGUUCACAUGUGUUCAGUUCUUUGCUGCGGAGAACAAAUUUCCACCGUUUCAGCAGACAGAAGGGCUGAGACAUCACAGCACUUAGGGGUGUAGAAAACUCUGCGUAACUAAUUACAGAUUGCAGGCAGCAAUGAGAAUUUUGAAGGCUGCAGACAUUGGGUGUAUAGUGGUGUAAUUUUUCCAUUCAUUUUAAAACUAUGUACAAUUUAUGUAUAGACCAACAACGUGUUUUGUUGCUUCAAUGGUGAUUGACCUUUUUCGUUGCUCAGCUGCAGUGAGCCAAUUCACGUUUUGCGAAGAUGCAGUACCUCUCCUUUUCCAGAGGAUUCUAUUUUUUGGCUGAAUUGCAGUAACUAGCCUUACCUUUCUACUUAUGUGGUAGCGACAGGGUCUUGAUAGUCCCUUGCCAGUGGCUACAUAAGCUAUCAUUAGCUGUCUAGGAAGUAUGGAAGUGGACAGAAGCAUGUAUCAUGUAUGCCAAGAACACAGCCAUAUAUGGCACCGGCUUUGGCAACCAGAAACAUUUCUUCUGUAGUCAUUAGACCAGAUAAGUGAUGUAUCGAUGUACAAAACUCCUAUACAACUCAGUUUGGCCUUCCAGCAAACAUCAGGUGUGGUCAGAAUGCAGUGUGUUUCCAGAAGAAAUUUUAUAUUCAAAACUGUUAACCUGCCUGUAUCCAACUAAGCUAUCAUGAAAGGUGGGUUGAUAAGUCUUAACUGCUGUUGAGGAUUAUCUCUUCCUACAGCGGGUUCAUGGUCUUCCCUCUGCAGGAAGAUGGAGCCCAAUUCUAGUGGCACAAGGCCAUGUUGAGUAUAGUGGUUCACUGACUGAGGAAAUCAUUCCCUGUUGUUGGGGGUGGGGCAAUUGGAAUCUGGAGACAGGGUAGGUGGGGCAGAAAGGAGGGAGUUUGCCUCAGAACUGCAGAAUUUCUGCAGAGAUUUUUAGUUUUCUAUUGUACUUGGGCUCACUCUGAAUAUUUCUUGUGAGAUGCAAAGAGGAUCAUUCAGAAAUACGUAUUGGGUUAUAAAUUAAGUGGAUUGAUUCUGAUGGGGCUCCAGAAGGUCCCCAUAAUCCACAGCCUCUUAAAAAUUACACUGUAUAUUUUACAGUGCAUCACUCUGACACUAAUUUGUAACAUGUUAGUUAUUUGGAUAUUCAGAAUAGUCCUAUUUCUAUAGAAUCUGGCAUCACAAGAUUGGGACAUCUUGAUGUGACCGGUAUAUCCAUUUACUCCAGGCAAGCAUGUUAACUGGAUUGUUUGUGGGACAAUCAAACAGUUCACCUUGAUCCUUAAACAAGUCCUGUAUAGUUAAAAGGGGGAGGAAAUUUGUCCCAUUCUUGGUGUUACUGCUUGGAUCGAGAACGUGACCUCUGCAACAAGAAGGGUUGGACACUUCUUCUUUUAAAAAAAUCCCCAUAAACUUGGAUUCUGUUUAAAAAAAAAAAAAAAA
This is a messenger RNA of Trachemys scripta elegans, 4300 nucleotides long. It is a transcript of the gene PURB, whose product is annotated as purine rich element binding protein B. Gene Ontology annotation, molecular function: RNA polymerase II transcription regulatory region sequence-specific DNA binding; purine-rich negative regulatory element binding; DNA-binding transcription factor activity, RNA polymerase II-specific. Gene Ontology annotation, biological process: regulation of transcription by RNA polymerase II. The coding region runs from base 25 to 945 and encodes 306 amino acids. The transcript has a single exon. NCBI's taxonomy places the organism in Eukaryota, Metazoa, Chordata, Testudines, Emydidae. The record is from RefSeq and is a predicted model, not a curated record. Gene Ontology annotation, cellular component: nucleus.